Messenger RNA from Caenorhabditis remanei, 912 nucleotides. RefSeq lists its product as uncharacterized. The record is from RefSeq and is a predicted model, not a curated record. Lineage: Eukaryota; Metazoa; Nematoda; Chromadorea; Rhabditida; Rhabditidae. The transcript has 6 exons. Bases 1 to 912 code for a protein of 303 amino acids.
AUGCCGACACGGAAUUGUCAAUAUUCGAGAGUUGCAACAUAUGAUCAACAAGAAGGACAACCUCCGACACUUGUAGAUAGAACAUAUACGUCCAAGUUUCGACAUGAUAAGACAGUAUGGGCAGCAUGUCGGGCAGUUAUAUUCGGAUGCAUUAUCAUUGUUGUUGGAUUGGCAAUGACUGUUUUAGGGUAUUUUGACAAGUAUUUUUCAGAGAAAAUUGAAAUAAUCGAUGGAAAUGAGCAUGUUACCUAUGAUCGAAUGAUACAAUAUCAGUUGAAAAGUAUGCAGUAUCUUGGUCCAAUUCUGAUGGGAAUCGGUUCAUUUAUUCUGAUAAUUGCAUGUGUUGUAACAUUGGAAAGUCGGGAUAAACAUGCUCAAAUAAUUACUGAAGAAUCAAUUCUACAAAAAAGAAGACGUCUGAUUUCGGAAGAAGAAGAAAAAGCAGAACAUAAUGAUGUUUUUAUUGAUGAUGAUGAGGAUAAGGAACCUUAUUUUGGCGAUGGAAGAAGAUUCGUGACUCUAGAUGCAAAUCGAUUAGCUCCGUUGGCUGAUGUGGACUCUCUAACAGAUAUUUCAUUGACACAUCGAGGAGGAUCAGAAUCCAGAUUACAAUCAGAAGACGUGACGAUACCUCCAGAAUCAUCAGAACUCUCCAAACCUGAUCGAUUUUUCCAAGAAUGUGAAGUAUUGGACGAUGAUAACGAACCAACGUCGUCUAGUCUUCUAAAUCCAGCAACGGCAACCGAAGAGUUAGAAGACUUGCCCCGUCAAGAUGAUCCCAAAAACGAAGAAGCCAUAAAUCCAGAAGAUACCGAGGUUUCAGAUGACAAAAGGAAUUCUGAAAACGCCAAGUCACCAGAAUCUCCGAAGCCAAAGCUUCGACUGGAAAUUUUGGCGUCAGAAAUGGAAUAG